This is a messenger RNA of Marmota flaviventris (yellow-bellied marmot), 4238 nucleotides long. RefSeq names its product septin 8 (gene Septin8). Gene Ontology annotation, molecular function: GTP binding. The record is from RefSeq and is a predicted model, not a curated record. Lineage: Eukaryota; Metazoa; Chordata; Mammalia; Rodentia; Sciuridae.
GAGCGCGUCCCGCAGCCGGCUUGUCCCCUUCGCGGCCCCGGCGCUCUCUGCAGCCCGCCCGCCCGGUGCGGAGCUCACCAUGGCUGCCACUGACCUGGAACGCUUCUCGCAGAAUGCGGAUCCAGAGCCCCGGACCCUUUCCCUGGGUGGCCAUGUGGGCUUCGACAGCCUCCCUGACCAGCUGGUCAGCAAGUCUGUCACUCAGGGCUUCAGUUUCAACAUCCUCUGUGUGGGAGAGACGGGGAUUGGCAAGUCCACACUGAUGAACACCCUUUUCAACACAACCUUCGAGACUGAGGAAGCCAGUCACCAUGAGGAGUGUGUGCACCUGCGGCCCCAGACCUAUGACCUCCAAGAAAGCAACGUGCAGCUCAAGCUGACCAUCGUGGAUGCUGUGGGCUUCGGGGAUCAGAUCAAUAAAGACGAGAGUUACAGGCCUAUAGUCGACUACAUUGAUGCGCAGUUUGAAAACUAUUUACAAGAGGAGCUGAAGAUCCGCCGCUCCCUCUUUGACUACCAUGACACGAGGAUUCACGUUUGCCUCUACUUCAUCACACCCACUGGGCACUCCCUGAAGUCCUUGGAUCUGGUCACCAUGAAGAAACUAGACAGCAAGGUGAAUAUAAUUCCCAUCAUCGCCAAGGCUGACACUAUCUCCAAGAGUGAACUCCACAAGUUCAAGAUCAAGAUCAUGGGUGAGCUGGUCAGCAAUGGAGUCCAGAUCUACCAAUUUCCCACUGAUGAUGAGGCUGUUGCAGAGAUUAAUGCAGUCAUGAAUGCUCACCUGCCCUUUGCCGUGGUGGGCAGCACCGAGGAGGUGAAGGUGGGGAACAAGCUGGUCCGAGCACGGCAGUACCCCUGGGGUGUGGUGCAGGUGGAGAACGAGAAUCACUGUGACUUUGUGAAGCUAAGGGAGAUGUUGAUCCGGGUGAACAUGGAGGACCUCCGUGAGCAGACCCACAGUCGGCACUAUGAGCUCUACCGGCGCUGCAAGUUGGAGGAAAUGGGCUUCCAGGACAGCGAUGGUGACAGCCAGCCCUUCAGCCUACAAGAAACAUACGAGGCCAAGAGGAAGGAGUUCCUGAGUGAGCUGCAGAGAAAGGAGGAAGAAAUGAGGCAGAUGUUUGUGAACAAAGUGAAGGAGACCGAGCUGGAGUUGAAGGAGAAGGAAAGGGAGCUCCAGGAGAAGUUUGAGCACCUGAAGCGGAUCCACCAGGAGGAGAAGCGCAAGGUGGAGGAAAAGCGCCGGGAACUGGAGGAGGAGACGAGUGCCUUCAACUGCAGGAAGGCUGCCAUGGAGGCUCUGCAGUCCCAGGCCUUGCAUGCCACCUCACAGCAGCCCCUGAGGAAGGACAAGGACAAGAAGAAUUAACGCACGCACAGACUUACAUGUCAAGAGCGGACUUUAGACUUUCAUGUGUUAAGUUGCUUGAGUUACACCUUGUGACCCUUCUCCCAUAACAUGGUGUGAGGACGGACUGGGAGCCGGUACAGACUCCAGUGUUUACAGCCUUGCUUUGCCCCUACCCCAAUCUGGCUCCAGGCUGCCCCUGGGCCUGGCCUGUCACCCCUCUCUAUGCAAAUACCUAAAAGCCAUGAAUGCUGGAAUCCAAAACUGAUGAGGUUUAUUUUUUUCAGAGCCAGUGGCUGGUCUUCCAUUUACAGUGUCACUAUUCCUUGAUGGAGCAGUUAUGUGCCGCUCUAGUGAAGGCCCCUGCCGGCGAUGCUAGGCCUAACUGUUCAGCGUCAAGAUGGCAGCUCACGUGGUGCCUAGGUGUGGCCUGUGGUCUGGUAUACAUGCUGCAAAAUUUGCCCAAUUCCCUUUCAGUUUAAUUUUUCUAACCUAGAGUUUAAUUUCAAUAAUAACUUUGAAACACUUCUAAAUUUUUAUUUUGGCACCAGCGUAAAGACAAAUAAUAUCCUCUCCCGUUAUUUUCAUAAGUAACACAGACUUCCUGGUUUUUUAAAAACUAAAAAUAUCUCUAAACCUUCUUAUGUAAAAAAGUACCCCUAUAAUAUAAAGGGAGAGGGGGUAAUAAACUUCCUGUAAUGACAGUGUUUGGAAUUUCUUUACGGAAUGAAAGUGAACAUGAACGAGACCACGUCCAGCGUUUUUACUGUGAAUGUAAAUGGAACAGCAGCCCAAAGCCAUUGUCUCUGUGCCCCCAAGGUGCUGUAACCAGGGACCAACUCCAUGUGUGUGUGUGUUAAGUGUUCGACUUCAAAUAAGGCUCUCAAGCCAAUCCUGCGUGUUCCAAAUGAGUUAUUUCCAGUGGGGAAAAAGCUAUUGCCCCAAACUCAUUGUUUCUUUUUUCCUGGCUGAGUCACAGGACAGAAUGAAGGUCUCUGGUGUAUUUAGGACAAUUUGAGAACAAAUUAGCAGUCAAGGAGCCUUCCCCACUUCAGCUGCAUUCUACAGCAGAACAUUUUCUAAAGUUCGGGCAGCACUGAUUCUUCUUGGCUUCUGAUGGUUUGCACCACCAGGAUAUAUGAAUGUUAAAAAUCAUGGCCGGGAAAAUCGGUUGGUGAAAAAAUGAGGAGAUGAGAGGAAGACUAGCCUCAAGGUUGCUGCAGCACUGUGCAGCCUGGUGCCACCUGGAGGAAAGCCCAGCCCUCUCCUCAAGGCACUCCCUCACCAGAAGUCUUAGGAAGCUGUGUUGAUUUAUUGCUGGGCUGGCAGUUUUUCAUGCCCCCAUCUUCCAUCACUCUUUCCCCCUUUCUACCUGGCCCUGGCCUGCUUGAUUGAUUUCCAGGACCAAGUUGGGGAUUCCUCCUGCCCUUGUAAAAUGAUGUUCCAUUCCAAGUGAGGUGGAGGUAGGGAGCUGUUGUAUGUCUAACUGAGCCACAGCCAGAAAGGGGCAGUUUGUACAUAUGGGGGGCUCCAUAUGCCAAGAGUAGAGCAGGUUUUAUUUAUGCUGUAAAUGUUAUGAAAAUCCUCCAAGUGUUAUGCUAUGACCAGGGGUGGAUUCUGACUUUUUUACUGAGCUGGAAGCUUGAACUAUUUAGGACGAUUGGUUUAAGAAAAAGAAUGUGAAUGAAAAAUUAGGCACAGGGCCUUGGAAGGGACCCUGAAGAUUAAGCCUUAUCAGCUUUGCAGUUAAUCCACCUCUGGUUGUGAGUGGAAAGGGAUACUUCAUUCUGGGUAUCUGAAAAGGUCAACUGCAGAUCUAAGGCAGAUGUGGAUGGUGAGCGACUCCUCCUUGGGGUAAUUGUAUAUCUGAAAGUGUAUUCAGUUGGGUCAAAGCAUGACCUUUAAAAUAUCUUCUUGAAGCUAAUAUAUAUCUGACGAUGAGGUUCAGUGACCCAACAGGUUCAUUGGUUAUGUAAGAAAUGAGGACUCCUGGCUCAUGGCCAACCUGAGGCUUCUGGAAAAGGAAGAUUCUGCCACCCGUCCACCACACCUGCUGGCCACACCCCAGGCAUACUGGAAAGCCAUACUUGUGGCCAGUUGCUUGCCCGUAGGCCCAAGACUUCCCAACAUCUCUGGGGAGACCUGAUAGACUUGCAUUUUCUGGGGUCUGAGCUGCCCCCACAGUCAUCAGCUUUAGCAAGUCUUACUGUGCUCUCCUGCUCCUGAUUGUGUUUGGGAUUUUGUCAUCUUUAGCUGAGACCAAAUGAAUCCUUGGUAUACAAGGUGAGCAUAAUGCAUGAUUAUUUAAUCUACCCCUCAUGUAAUAUGGCCUCCAUGUGCAGAUCUGAUUUUCCCCUCUUUUUUAUUUUUUGUUAUUAUUCGUUGGUAUUACUAGGGAUGUCAUAUAGGAUCAUGUUGGCAUUUACUGUUAUGUCUCCUGAACUAUUGGUUUGGGGUAGAAUCACCAUAAAAUUUAUUGUCCAAACUAGGACUUUUGAAAGAGAAAGGGGAUGCUGUCAAUAAUUAAGCCAGGUCAACAUCCAUAAACCAGAACCAUCCCAGGCAAACCAGAAUGUGUGGUAUCCCUCAUCAGCAUAGGAGGCUUGUAAUUGUUCAGAUUGAUUGCAUUUAUGUUUUUAUUUGUCCAUGUGUGGGUUCCCUGUUUGGCGGGGUUUUUUUUUUGUUUGUUUGUUUAUUUUGUUUUGUUUUGUUUUGUUUACUAGAUAAGAGGCCUGAGGGAAGUGUGGCUUGCUAGUCUGUUAUGUUAACAUGCUUUUCUAAAACUGCUUCACUUGUUAAUUCAUUUACUCCAUUCAUUGACUGUUUUUGUUCCUUUCAGUUCACUUUGUACUUUUUUUUCCCAUUAAAUUUUGCAUUUAUUUGAGUU